Messenger RNA from Trematosphaeria pertusa, 1304 nucleotides. RefSeq lists its product as uncharacterized. Bases 88 to 1035 code for a protein of 315 amino acids. The transcript is spliced from 3 exons. NCBI's taxonomy places the organism in Eukaryota, Fungi, Ascomycota, Dothideomycetes, Pleosporales, Trematosphaeriaceae. The record is from RefSeq and is a predicted model, not a curated record.
CAAAACGAUCGCGCUCGCAACUUCCUCCCGACGACUCCACGCCUUCACCCCGCCUCGCAGUACCAACACACCGCCGAGACAGUCGAAAUGGCAGACGACAUCAAGGCGACGAAGCGGGAGAUAUGGCAAGUCAAGCAAGCCGUCAAGAGCGCCGAGGCGGAGCGCGCUGGGUGGCAGGACCAGUACGACAAGCUCCAGGCAAUCAUCGAAGCACAACCCAAUAACCAAGAAGUCCGGGUCCUCUUGCCGGAACUUGAGGCUGGCUUAGCAGCGGCUGAUGCCACACUCAAGCCCCUCCUCGAGCAGCUCGCCGCGCUCCAAGCUAAGCUCCCACAAGAACCCGAGCCUGCGGCGCCCAAGUUCGACCCCGAGAAGCACCCGCUUCUGAAGAAGACAUUGGAGAAGCCCGAGCCAGCCCAGCCUGUCGUGUUCAACGCUGGCGAUACCUGUGAGGCGCAAUGGACCGACAAAGCUUGGUACAAAGCUAAAAUCCAGACCAUUCUUGGAUCUGCCUCGAAUCCUAAGUACCAUGUCCGCUUUCUCGAAUACGACGAUACCAUGACCCUCGACCGUGAUCGGAUUCGCCCGCUCCAGAGCAAGAGAAAGCGAGAGCCUGAGGCAGCCCCAGCGCCUGCAGCUGUUCCGGCACCCCAGACGGCAGCCGUUACCUCCACGCCGCACGUUAUCUCUGGUCCCGCCAGCGUCAACCCCAACGCGCAAGCGGCAAAGAUAGAGCUUCCGACGGAGAAUGGCGACAUGAAGAAGCGCAAGAUUCCCAACAAGAAGCAGCUGGAGAAGGGCGUCAGUAACUGGAAGAACUGGAACAGCAAGGGCGUCGGCAAGAAACUUUCUCAGAAGGAGUCUAUGUUCCGCACUGGCACCACUGUGAACAGCAGAGUUGGCUUCACCGGCUCUGGUGCCGGCAUGACCGAGACCCACAAGCGCAUGCGCUACAACAACAAGGCCGACGCAGAGGCGGACGAGGAAGAGCGUCAAAGGCUCGCCAAGAAGAGCUUCACCCGCCAUCGCUUCUGAGCGAGUUGUCAUCUGAGUAAGAUUGACUACUGCACUCACGAGUGAACGACUCUUUCGAUUGCACGAUUUGCAUGCGUCCGGCGUUUAUGGCUUUGCAUCGGUAUGGUAUCCACACUCGAGUCCACCCGACGAGCCCUUUCCGCUAAUCUUGAACCGCUCGAACAGUAUCGGCGCUCGAUACCCUAAGCUUUUUCGGCUUUCUCUCGAUCACCGGAUCAUGUUAUUUGUCAUAUGGUAAGCCACCCUCUGCAUUCUAUCCUUCAUCCAAG